Molecule: messenger RNA, 1863 nt
Organism: Penaeus monodon (black tiger shrimp)
Lineage: Eukaryota; Metazoa; Arthropoda; Malacostraca; Decapoda; Penaeidae
Gene: Rab14
Product: ras-related protein Rab-14
Biological process (GO): defense response to bacterium; endocytic recycling; Golgi to endosome transport
Cellular component (GO): recycling endosome; phagocytic vesicle; trans-Golgi network
Molecular function (GO): GTPase activity; GTP binding
Source: RefSeq, a predicted model, not a curated record
GUCAAAUUUAAUUUCUGCUUCUUCCAACAGGAUCACCAUGUCGGCGGGACCUUAUAACUAUUCGUACAUCUUUAAAUAUAUCAUCAUUGGUGAUAUGGGAGUUGGGAAAUCAUGCCUCCUCCACCAGUUUACAGAGAAGAAAUUUAUGGCAGAUUGUCCGCACACAAUAGGUGUCGAGUUUGGUACCCGAAUUAUUGAGGUCGCAGGCCAGAAGAUUAAGUUACAGAUUUGGGAUACUGCUGGGCAGGAGCGGUUUAGAGCUGUCACCAGGUCUUACUAUCGAGGUGCUGCUGGAGCCUUGAUGGUGUACGACAUCACUAGGCGGUCCACCUAUAAUCAUCUUAGUUCAUGGCUGACAGAUGCCCGCAACCUCACCAACCCGAACACUGUCAUAUUCCUCAUUGGUAAUAAAGCUGAUUUAGAUGCGCAGAGAGAUGUAACCUACGAAGAAGCAAAGCAGUUUGCAGAAGAAAAUGGACUAAUGUUUGUGGAAGCGAGUGCAAAAACUGGAGAGAAUGUGGAGGAAGCCUUUUUGGAGACUGCAAAGAAGAUUUACCAAAAUAUACAGGAUGGCAGUUUGGACUUGAAUGCAGCAGAAUCAGGUGUUCAGCAUAAGCCAACACAGCCAGGUAGAACUAACCUGAACAGUGAUUCACAGCCCAAUCGUGAUAACUGUUCCUGCUAAACUUCGCCCUCCAUAAAAAAAUCAUGGUGCGGUUUGCUUGAAGGAGGUGACAGACAGACUAGAAAACUGUGUGUACUGCCUCUUUGUUUUGUAAGAUGUAAAUGGGAAUUUUGUCUUUUCUACAAGAAGUAAGGAAGGCUUCUACUCUGUUUUCAUAAUGAUGUGAGGCAGUUGGAGGUACUUCUUAUGAGAGAUUCAAUAACAUAGAAUACCUAACCCAAAUUUAUGAUUGGCUCAAAAUCUCAGCGUAAAAGUUCACUUUCAAUUUAGUCUAAAGGCAGAGAAAGUCGGUGAGUGUCAAGAGCUCAAGUAAUUCUUAAAACGGCUAGAUUACUUCUUGCACAUUUCAGUAGAGCAAAGUUGCUUGUGCUCUUGAUGGAAAGAACUACAUUGUGAUAAUGAAAUCUGCCAGUGAUUACUCAGAAAAAUGAUUGAUAAUCCUAAACCCUCCCUCAUUAUAGAAUAUGAAUGUCUUGAAGAAUGGAAAUUUUGUGAUUGGAACUUGAAUGGAGCUUUUGUCAUUGGAAUUGCUCCCAAUUUGUGAUUUGGUUAUCUUCAUAGGAAGAUUGACAGGUGUUUUUAUCAGGAUACCAGAUUGUGGAAAAUGUGAUGUAGUAAUAUCUCAUUAAUUUUUAAGUACUGUCCGUGUAUUCCAGUGAUAGAAAUUUAUUGCUAGACAGAUAAUGAUAUAUCAGAAAAAAGACAGGUUUUAUAUACCAAAUAAAGAUACACUUCAGUCACCUUCAUAUCUUUCAGGCCUUCUGUGGAGAAAUUAUUAGUUUGUGCUGUAUGUAGUACUUGGAUGAGAUCAUCUAUCAUAUCUUUAAGUGGAAAAAGUUUAAUAAAUAUUUUAAGUACUAUAUAUACCACAGUGUCACAGAUUACACUAGUUUUGCAAUAUAUCCUAAGUUGCUCACAGACAAGGCUGCUGAUAAACUGAAUAACUUUGUGUACAAUGGUUUACAUUAGUGCUGCUUGCAAGAUCAUGAGAAGUAAACUUUACAUUUGCAUUUUUAUGAUAAAAAACUGAUAAGCAGUCCAGGUUACAGUUUGUUUUUUAUGUUUUAUAAGUUUAUUGUUAGUCUAAAAAACAGAAGUAGGGUAUAACAAUAUACAUCAUCCAUAUCAUAGGUUCUAUAAUUGAUGGUGAUUAAAAAAAACUUUUCGACUAUUCAGGA